AUGACCGAGCCCCCCGCCGCCGCCGCUGCUGCAACACCAGCCGCAUCAAGUGCCCCAGCACCAGCACCACCAACUAGUACAACAGGCCCAACUUCCACCACAAACACCAACUCCACAGCACCCAAUUCCACGCCAAACAACAACAACAAUGCCAACUCCAAUCUCAACUCCAACAACAACACAACAUCAAACUCCACCUCCAACCCCAACAACCCCAACCAAUCCAACGACUCCUCCGCUUCAUCAACCGCAAACCGCGGCCUCCCCUACUACGAGAAACUCCGCCGCGAACUGCGCGACACCCUCCAAAAGAAGCGUCUAAUGGAUAAGAGCAUGGCCCAACUCGAAGACCAAAUCUACCGCUUCGAACAAUCCUACCUCGAAGAAACCACCGCCGGAAACAUCAUCAAGGGUUUCGACAACUACAUCAAGGGAUCGUCCAGCGGGGCCGGGAUCGGCGGAGCAGGCAUUGCCCUCUCAUCGAGUAUGAGUGGUGGUGGAGGUGCUGCGAGACGAAAGGCGACGGUGUCGGACGCGGAUCGUGUGUUUUCGAGGAGUUCGGCGAGUUUUAUGCGGGAUUCACCCGCGCCUUCAUCGGCUCAAACGACGCCGUCGCAUGCCGCGACUCCGAACUCGACGUAUAAUGGUUCUACUGGAAAGCCUGGGAACGGGGAUGCGUCGUCUGCGGCGAAUAGUGUGAAGGGGGGCCAGGCGUCGAAGAAUAAGAAGAAGUCUGCGGCGAGUAAUAAGGAUAAGGGGGAUGAUGAUGGGACAGAUGGGGAUAGGCCGCCUACGAAGAGGUUGAAGAUUACUUAUGGGAGGGAUUGA
This is a messenger RNA of Aspergillus luchuensis, 828 nucleotides long. RefSeq names its product chromatin modification-related protein EAF6/MEAF6. Bases 1 to 828 code for a protein of 275 amino acids. Gene Ontology annotation, cellular component: NuA4 histone acetyltransferase complex. NCBI's taxonomy places the organism in Eukaryota, Fungi, Ascomycota, Eurotiomycetes, Eurotiales, Aspergillaceae. The transcript is spliced from 3 exons. The record is from RefSeq and is a predicted model, not a curated record.